Apiotrichum porosum is the source of this 978-nucleotide messenger RNA. RefSeq lists its product as uncharacterized. The record is from RefSeq and is a predicted model, not a curated record. Bases 1 to 978 code for a protein of 325 amino acids. The transcript has 5 exons. NCBI's taxonomy places the organism in Eukaryota, Fungi, Basidiomycota, Tremellomycetes, Trichosporonales, Trichosporonaceae.
AUGGCCCACCCUCCCGACCAAGGGCGCGCAACGCCCACCACUGAGCCUCGUGGCUCGUCAUCCAGGCUCGUGCCCACGGUGUCAGACGCGACGACCUCGUUGCCCCUACCGCCCGACAACACAGUCACUCGCUCUGGAGACACUACUGCCGGCAGCACGCUGCCCGUGGUCCUCGACGACGAGCUCCAGCUGAUACUGCACUCCGCCACCAAUGUAUAUCCGCAAAGGCUGCGGCCGGGCUCCGACUCUUCCGGUCCAAUUUGGCUGGCCUAUGCCCGUGUAACGAGGCGUGAUCCAGCUAUCAGGUACCUCGAGGACCGCCAGAGCACCCAGAGCCGCCGUGUGGGCAAGUUUAGCGAGCCCACAGCGGAGAUGGAACGUGCUGCGGCCGCUCUCUUCCCUGGUACAACUGCACCGGUUUUCUGCGGUAUUUGGUUCCACAGUGUCCCCAGCGCCUCAUCCCCGCUUUCGGCAUGUCAGGCCGAACAAGACGUCGAGAGGUGCCUCGUUUCAAUGGUCUCACCUUCACUCAACGUUGCAAGAGGUGGCGUACGCUCCAGCAUCCCUUCGAAAAGUCUCAAGCCUGCUCCCCAUCUCGACCAGCUGAACCCCAUCCACCCUGCCCUUGACGACCUCAAGAUCAAGGCUACAGCGCUUAUCAAAGAUGGAGUGCGCCUCAUGGCCCACGAUGAUGAUGGGUCGCUCCCCAGCGAGUGCGCCAUCGCACAUCCGUCUCCCCCCAAGAUCCUCAUCCACCAGACAUCUCCACGCUGGCUCAAAACGUCAGCGUCGGCAAGGCGCAUCUUGGACCUCCACGCGCCCAAGACCGACCCCAUGCCCAGUCCAAACCACAAUAGCCAGCUGUUCAAGGCACAGUAUAUCAAGGGCAUGGUCAAGCAGCUUCUCCCGGAACAAAACAAGCCGCUCUUCUCUUACCCGUGCAGCAAUUGCACCUUCUACUCCCGCGAUGCACGAUGA